Messenger RNA from Polistes dominula (European paper wasp), 5304 nucleotides. RefSeq names its product retinal degeneration B (gene rdgB). Gene Ontology annotation, cellular component: cytoplasm. Gene Ontology annotation, biological process: phospholipid transport. The record is from RefSeq and is a predicted model, not a curated record. NCBI's taxonomy places the organism in Eukaryota, Metazoa, Arthropoda, Insecta, Hymenoptera, Vespidae. Gene Ontology annotation, molecular function: phosphatidylinositol transfer activity; phosphatidylcholine binding; phosphatidylinositol binding.
UCACAGUAGAGCCGUCAGUUGGCCGUCGCGCGUCAGCGGUAUAAUAUCUUGUUGUGAAUUGUUUAUUAAUAAUAAUCGUUACCUCGAUCGAUUUGUUACCUUGAUCGAUCCUUUUCAAAGGAUACCUCGCCGCACAUAUUGAUCUAUGUACACGUCAUUAAGAAUUAUACAAUAAUCGUCUAAUUUCGAAUAAUUCAAUAAUCAAAAUUCAUUUCAAUUUAAAUAAUAGGAACGAAAAAGGGAAAGUGUCAAAGAGACAAAUAAUACCUGUCUGUCUCUUACGAACGGUGUAUGACAUAUAUACAUAUACAUAUACAUAUAUGUAUAUUAUAUAUGUGAGUGUUAUAUGUGUUACUAUUGUGUGAAAUGCGUGGUGUUUGUCGGUGGAACGAGUUCAUUUCUUCGUCCAAGGGCUUCCCGUGUCCAGUGAGGUUUUUUUUUUAAAGGAAGCUUUUUAUAUAAAUAAUUCAAAAGAUCAUUCUUGCGUGAAGAUCAAUCUAACCGGAAGAAAAACAACACAACAUUUUGUUUAAUUUUUUUUUUUUCUAAAUAUAAACAAUAGUAUAAUAAUAAUGUUGAUAAUCAUUUAACGUUAACAUUAGUUUUUUAAUGAUACGAAUUUUGUGAUAAUAAUGUUUUCUUCUUUUAUUUAUCAUUAGACAAAAUUUGAAUACGCGCUACAGUAUCGACAAAAAAAAAAAAAGAUAGUAGGUGUGGCGCGAAACGUGUAUUUUCUCAACGACAGGAGGAAAGAAAUUAUCUCUAUCUUUAUCUCGUUUAUUUUCUUUUUCUUUUUCUUUUUCUUCUUUCUCCUCAUACGUUUUAUCGUCUUCCACUUUUACCUUCCACAAUUUAAAUAUUCUUCCCAUCUUUUAUUAUACAUCAUUUGGGGUCACGGAUAAUACUUACGAACGUUAAAACAACGUAGAUAUUUCAUCAGGAAGAAGAAUAUCUAACGAAGAGCUUCCUACCAACGGACAAUAUUUUCAUUUGAUUUGAUUUGAUUUGAUUUAAUUUGAUUUUCAUUUUUAUUUGUAAACUAUUAGAAAGAUGUACGGAUGAUAAACAAUCUUCCUCAUCAAAAUGUUGAUCAAAGAAUAUAGAAUUCCUCUGCCACUUACGGUGGAGGAAUACCAAAUUGCUCAACUUUACAUGAUAGCGAAAAAAUCACGCGAAGAAAGCAGAGGUACCGGAAGUGGAGUAGAAAUAAUAGAUAAUGUACCAUAUACAAAUGGUCCUGGUGGAAAUGGUCAAUACACACAUAAAAUUUAUCAUGUUGGUAGUCAUUUGCCAGGAUGGUUCAAAAGUUUAUUACCAAAAUCGGCAUUAAUAGCAAAAGAGGAAGCAUGGAAUGCGUAUCCGUAUACAAAAACGCGCUACACGAGUCCAUUUGUCGAAAAAUUUUCCAUAGAAAUAGAAACAUAUUAUUUUCCUGAUAAUGGUUAUCAAGAAAAUGUCUUCAAACUUAGCGGUGCCGAUUUAAGAAAUCGAGUUGUAGAUUUGAUCGACAUAGUAAAAGAUCAAAUAGAUUAUGUCAAAGAAGAAGAUCCUAAAUUAUACAUCUCCGAAAAAACAGGUAGAGGGCCAUUAACAGAUACCUGGUUGGAAGAUUAUUGGGCUGAUGUCAAAGGUAAACAGCAGCCAACAACAUCGGGAAAAUCAUUAAUGUGUGCAUACAAAUUAUGUCGGGUUGAAUUUCGUUACUGGGGUAUGCAAACAAAAUUAGAAAAGUUCAUACACGAUAUGGCGUUGAGAAAAGUGAUGGCACGAGCACACAGGCAAGCCUGGGCCUGGCAAGAUGAAUGGCACGGUUUAACUAUGGAAAACAUCCGAGAAAUCGAACGACAAACUCAAUUAGCGUUACAACAAAAGAUGGGUCUUAACGAAUCAGGUGAAGAAAUAACUGGGGAUGAUGAUCAGGAUACUAAUACGGGAAAUACUGGAAUGACACCGCAAGAGACAAACGUUGCACGAACAUUAGCAGCUACUUUGAGUAGUAUCGAGAAAAAUGAGGAUCUUCAAAGUCCACCAAGGAUCAGAAAACCUUCGGAUAUACCGAUCAUCAAUACAGCUGUUAGUUCUGAAGGAGAAAUUAGUCCUGAGGAUUCUCCAACUGAACAACCCAAUACUAAUAAUAGUCCGAACGAUGAUAAAAGUGAAAAGAAAUCAUGGAAGAAGAAUGCGGCAAAUUAUUCGCCUAGUUCUGCUAAAAGUAUGGACAUGCAAAUCGCUAAUUGGAGAAUGGAGAGUAUAGUUCGAGAAUCUGAAACAAGUAGCGAAGAGGAAUUCUUUGAUUGUCAGGCUGGGUUCAUUAUACCUACUAUAUGUAAAGAGCACUUUGAAGAUAACUCUUCAUUAGCUAAAUGGAGUUCUUUGGAUCUUCUAGCAGAAGAGGACGAUGGUGCAUCUCCUGUAACGAUAACAAACAACGUGGAAGAAACCGAUACGAUAUUCUCACCGUCGUUUCUACAACCAAUUGCAAGUGAACGUAGUAAAAGAUUACAAAUUAUCACAUCGACUAGCAUUGACGUUUCUUGUCCGACAUCACCCCAACAUUCUCCGACACAUCAAUCUUGUAAAACUACAGUAUUAUUAAUAGUAAUGCACGCUGGAAGUGUUUUAGAUGCCAAUGUAGAUUUGACUGCUAAAAAAUCGGAUGUAACUACCUUCAGAGGUGCCUUUGAAUCUGUCAUGAGACAACAUUAUCCUAGUAUGGUUGGACAUGUUUCUAUUAAAUUUGUUUCGUGUCCAUCGAUUUGUACCGAAGGUCUGGGUGUUCUUUCUAGUUUAAGUCCAUAUAGUUUUGACAUGUCACCAUCAUGCAUGGAUGCACCUCAAGUAACGAACGAUACCAUACCAAUCGGUGCAAUACCAUUAUUGGCAAGUGCAAGUUCGGAUUAUGAAGAAGCGGUAACACGAGUGGUGACAAAUGCAAAUCAAAUUUAUCAAGAAUUUAUAAAGAGCGAAGAGGGUAAAGGUUUCAGUGGACAAAUUUGUUUCAUCGGUGAUUCCGUAGGUUCAAUUUUGGCCUACGAUGCAUUGUGUAGAUCUACGCAUUAUCAUUCGAGACAUAACAGUGAAAAUAAUAUAUUAGAACCGAAUAAUCAAGGAAUCGAUAAUAAUGGAACAUUCGAGGAUGGAAAACAUUUGAGUGCACCUUCACCAAGAAGAAGAUCUUCCGGUACAAAGUCUCAUCAAUGUAAAUUAGAAUUCGAGGUAGGAGAAUUCUUUAUGUUUGGCAGUCCAUUGGCACUCGUAAUGGCAUAUAGAAAAAUAUCAUCACACGUAGAUAAAAAUAGUAAUAUUCCAAGGCCAAUGGUGAAUCAGGUAUACAAUCUUUUUCAUCCGAGUGAUCCAGUGGCAGCGAGAAUCGAGCCAUUGAUAUCAGCAAGAUUUUCAUUAUUACCACCUGUUAAUGUUGCUCGAUAUCAAAAGUAUCCUCUUGGAAAUGGACAGCCUUAUCAUUUACUGGAAACGAUUCAAAGUAAUCCACAAUUAUUUGCGGAUGGAUUAAACGUUCCUAAUAUACACAUGACUACACCGGUUCAACAUUCACAUUUGAGAAGAUUGUCAGAUAUUUCGAUUCACAGUACUAUGUCUGGUAUCAUUGAUAAUAUUCCCUUACAAGUUGUUUCUGCUCUUACACAAAAAUGGUGGGGCACCAAACGAAUAGAUUACGCUCUAUAUUGUCCAGAGGGUCUGGCAAAUUUUCCUACAAACGCAUUACCUCAUCUAUUCCAUGCUAGUUAUUGGGAAUCAUCAGACGUAAUAGCAUUUAUAUUAAGACAGUUAGGUCGAUUCGAUUUGCCUAUGCUCGGUAACGAAGAAAAAGAACUCUCCUGUUUCCGUCCAGGUCAACCUAGAGAAAAAUGGAACAAAAAACGCACUUCGGUUAAGCUGAAGAACGUUGCUGCUAAUCAUAGAGCCAAUGAUGUAAUCGUUAAAGAAGGUGCUGCUCAAGUAUUAGUUGCCAGAUUUAUGUACAGUCCAAUAGACGUAAUUGCUUUAACAGGUGAAAAAGUAGACAUUCAUAUUAUGAAAGAUCCACCUGUUGGAGAAUGGACCCUUUUAUCUACUGAAAUUACUGAUAAAAAUGGUAGAAUAACAUAUAGAAUACCUGAUGACAAGGUUCUCGGUUAUGGUCUUUAUCCUGUUAAAAUGAUUGUUAGAGGAGAUCACACAUCUGUCGAUUUCUUUAUGGCUGUGAUACCUCCGAAAACAGAAUGUGUGGUCUUCAGUAUCGAUGGUUCGUUCACAGCAAGUAUGUCAGUUACCGGAAAGGAUCCUAAAGUUAGAGCUGGUGCUGUUGAUGUUGUCAGGCAUUGGCAGGAAUUAGGCUAUUUAAUUAUAUACAUUACUGCACGACCUGAUAUGCAACAGAAGAAAGUUUUAUCUUGGUUAUCUCAGCAUAAUUUUCCUCAUGGUUUGGUGUCCUUCGCAGAUGGUCUUUCCACGGAUCCGCUUGGUCACAAAGCAGCGUAUUUAAAUAAUUUAGUUCAGGAACACGGUGUGAUAAUACAUCAAGCGUACGGUAGUAGCAAAGAUAUAAGUGUUUACACGUCAAUAAAUCUCAAACCCAAUCAAAUAUUCGUUAUUGGUAGUACAUCGAAAAAACAUCACGCAUUAGCAACAAUACUUCAGGAUGGUUAUGCAGCACACUUGAGUAUGCUACAGGUACAUGGUGGUUCGAGACCGGCAAAGGGUAACGCAAGGAUGGUAAUACCACGUGGUCAAUUUGUUUUACCUGGUCAGAAUGCAUCUUUGCGGCGCAGAAGCUCUUUUAGAACGGCGAAACGAGCUAUUUCCCAAUCAGGUGUGGGAAAAAUAUUCCCAUUGGAACGAAGUACGAGCUUAGGACCACCACCACCAUCAAGUUCGGUUGAUAAUGUGCCACAUUCGGCACCACCAAUCAAAAAUAUCACCACCACCACCGAUAAGAAGCUCUGACGACUCACACGCUGCCGCUCUUUCUUCGAAUCUUUGCAUUAAUUUUAACGAUUAAUAUAUUUCAUUUAAUUAUUUAAUUGUAUUAAUUCAUUUUAUAGGUUGUCUUUUCUUUUUUUUUUUUCUUUUUUUAUUAAUUAAUUUGAAUUUCAAUUUAUCUGACUGACGUGCCCGAUUUUUAAGUGCAAAACAAAAAAUAGAAACAAAGAAAACAUUUGUAUCAUUUUUACGUUCAAAUCUUACGUCAUAGUUGUGUGAACGACUACGUUAAUCGUAUUAAUGAUUGUUAUGAGUAAUAAUAUUACGUUAUUAGUAAUAAUAAUAGUAUCAGAUUUUUAUUUUUAAUAAUUAGAAAAUUUA